UGCGAUUUGGUCAUUCAUCGUAUGUACCUACGUACUUUCUGUUUAGAUUUUAUAAAAUUCUUUCAAGCUUGUAAUUACUAAUAUUAUAAUCCCAAUCGUUUGCGUAACUCUCUGUAUACCAUUUGCACUUAAUUCAUAUAAACAAACAUGUCUGCAAACAUACCCGAGUGCCCUCCAAGUUUGAAACCAAUUCAGCAUUACCUAAAGACCGCAGCUGAACAUGACGCUAGAGAUCCGGUUGUGGCGUACUGGUGCAGACUACAUGCACUCCAAGUGGGCCUUAAACUUACUUCAAAAAAGACACCAGAAGAAACUAAACUCCUCAUGGCUCUUAUGGACUGGUUAGAGGAAACCAAGAAGAAUCAGAAAGAAAAUGAGGCGAUCAGCAAUGACGUGGCCGCCCAAGCUCACCUGGAGAACUAUGCCCUCAAACUGUUCCUGUAUGCUGACAAACAGGACAGGGAACAGAACUAUGGAAAGAACGUUGUGAAAGCAUUCUACACAGCGGGCAUGAUAUACGACGUUCUCACCACAUUCGGUGAGCUGACUGACGAGGCCGCGCAGAACAGGAAGUACGCCAAGUGGAAGGCGGCCUACAUUCAUAACUGUUUGAAGAAUGGCGAGACCCCAGUGCCAGGACCAAUGCCAACCGAAGAAACACCUAACGAAGAGGCCCCAGCGGACAGCAAUCCCGACCCACAACCAGGUUAUGCAGCACCACAAACACCCGGCUUCCUACCCGUGAACCCACCCCCAACAGUACCGUCUUCAUUCCCCACCGUCCCAUCAAGUUUCAAUAACAGUCUACCCGACGCCAACGCCGCCAUGAGAGCAGCUUCACAAUUACCACCAGUUCCAUACACGCCCGAUCCGAACCCAGGCGGUUUCGUCCCCUAUGACCCGACACAGCAACCGGUGACCCCGCCCACAACAGUGUACAGCAAUUCCUCAGUUGCCCAGCUAACACCGGAGCAAAUAACGAAAGCCCAGAAGUAUUGCAAGUGGGCGAACAGUGCUUUGAACUAUGAUGAUGUACAGACAGCGAUCACGAACUUGAGGAACGCGCUGGAACUGCUGCAGACUGGACGGGACCCGGCUUAAUGUGUUAAGUAUAAUACGUAUAUGUAUUUGUACAAUGUUCGGGUCAAGUGUUGCUGUUAAAAAAUCAACGACUUCGCAUGACAAGAUGGCCGACGUAAAACAACAAAAUUUGUUCUGAUAUUUUCGUUUUACAUUUAUAUGAAUAUAAUGUGUAACGCAUAGAUGCGUCGUAUGUGAAUAGAUUUACAAAUAAUUUGUAACUAAUGUGUAUAUAUAUAUAAUGAUAUGAUAAUAUAUGAUGAUGAAAAUAUAUAGGUAUAUAGGAGUUUUGACAAAACUUGAACAAAUGUAGUUGUCUAUGGUAGCCAUCAAUAUAAUACCCAAUGAGGUCGUUGAUAUUUUACAAGUGACCAUGUAUGCACAUUGGAUUUUGCGUAGUCCAUUCUGUAGGGUUUAUCAUAGUUAUUCAUUGUUUAAAGCAAUAGAUAUGAAGGUACUAAGUGUCAGCGCUCACUGCCGGCAUGCGGUGUAACGGCAAAAGUUUUUAUUACUACAUACAUAUAAUCACGCCUAUGUCCCUCGCGGGGUAGACAGAACCAACAAUCUUGAAAAGACUGAUAGGCCGUGUUCAUCUGUUUGGCUUAAUGAUAGAAUUUAGAUUCAAAUAGUGACAGGUUGCUAGCCCAUCGCCUAAUAGAAGAAUCCCAAGUUAAGAAGCCUAUCCUUUAGUCGCCUUUUACGACAUCCAUGGGAACGAGAUGGAGUAGUCCUAUUCAUUUUUUAUUGUUGCUGUAACCACACGGCACUUUAUUACUAAGUAUCUUAUUUUAACGAGUUUCGGAAUUCAUCAUUUCGCGGCACCAUGCACCUUUAUUAAGAUACCACGGCGCCACGCCGGCCCUUAAAAUCAAGCAUUUUCAAGAUAUGCUAACUAUACGCGACUGACAUGUAUGAACAUGCUGUAAGUACGAUUAGACUGGCACGUUGUAGGUACAUUUUGGUGUAAACUAUUAAUUUAACGUCUUUACUCUAGUAAAAAAAAGCAAAAUUUGGUGAAAUUAUCCUAAGAGCUUCAUAUAAUAGUGCAUUUAUCCUAUAACCGAAUUCAUGAUUACCUAAACAUCACCUGCAAGAACAUUUGUGCCUCAAAUCUCAUUAAGGUGCUUCACAAUACGACAUAAGCUUUUUCACAUAGUAAGCCUUCUCUUGAUAAGGAUUUUUUUUCUAGUUUUUACAAAGUUCGUACAAAUUAAGUACAAAAAUGUUGACCUAGGUUUGGAUGGUUAGUGAAAUAAAUUGGAACGUUAUAUAAGUAGGUUGCGAGUGUUGCGACCAAAAUCGAUCUUACCUAAUCGACCAAAAUCGAUCUUUCCUAAUCGAACAAAAUCGAUCUUAUCUAAUCGACCAAACUCGCAAGUAAAUGAUAUAAAAAAGGGUUUUAAAUUAGGUUCACCACCCCCUUCUUUGAAUGAAUUAACUUUCAAAAUAAUUGUACUUAAUUAGUACACACCUCAUUAAUUUAAAUGGCCUGAGGAUGAGUCUGUAGCACUUUAAAAUGUGUUUUAAACAGGUUCUAAUUUUUUGACAGAUCGGCAGAUGUUUUCUAAUAGUAACGAAAGUUGUUGUAAAAUAUUGUAUAUUAAAAUAAUUAUGAAGAAAUUAAAACUUUAUUUUUAUAGUUUGCAUAAUUUAUCAAGCUGUUGCAUACAACAUUGUAAUUAUAUUUUAGUUUUUAUGUAAUU
Amyelois transitella is the source of this 2783-nucleotide messenger RNA. RefSeq names its product vacuolar protein sorting-associated protein VTA1 homolog (gene Vta1). Gene Ontology annotation, biological process: late endosome to vacuole transport via multivesicular body sorting pathway. The transcript is spliced from 5 exons. The coding region runs from base 148 to 1101 and encodes 317 amino acids. Lineage: Eukaryota; Metazoa; Arthropoda; Insecta; Lepidoptera; Pyralidae. Gene Ontology annotation, cellular component: multivesicular body. The record is from RefSeq and is a predicted model, not a curated record.